UAUCGGUGCACAGAUGCUUUUACAGACUUAAAGCUGCAAUGUAAAAAAAUUACAGGCUUAGAGUCAUUAGUGUAUGUUGCAUUGUUAUGGAAAUGGAAGCCGUUUAAACCUAAUAUUGCCUGACUGGUCUGUGAUCAGUGCAGAUAAUCCACCAUCUAUGUUGGUUGUGGUCGCAAAAAUAUAUUUAACGUGGUCAGUGAAAUGACAUUUGUAACUUUUCCCACACUUGGGAUACCAGUGACAGCCUUGUGUUGGAUGGUGGUAUUAGCUGCACGGUUAGCUUGGCAUCAUGGCUAUAUAGCCGGCAUGCUAAUAAUCGCUAACACUAGCAAGGCCGCCAUUGAACAAGGUGCUGCCGCAGUAGAUAAGUCCACUGUAGGUAGCUAAGGAGUACAUGCUAUACGUACCAUCGUGUAUAUUUUAGUCCUAUUCGUGAUUAUAACAUGGCUCAUGCGUAUCAAAUAGUACAAAGCGUGUGGAUCGUCUUAAAACUAUAAGACGCCCUUUCCCGGGCUUUCCCCUUGCAUUCAUCGCCCUCGCCUGCUGGUCAUCUUUGUCCCUUUUCAGCUAGCCAACUCUUCAUUACAACUAGCCUGCUAACGUGUCCACCUAGCUUUCACUGUUGAUAUCCAUUGCUGAGCGUUCCUCUGGUUGUCGCAGCCACAGAUCAGCCACCACUCUUCACUCGCUAGGAAGCCAUCAAUUCAAGACACUUUCAGGUUUGCUUCCUGACAAAAGCACCAGCGCUGCGCCCACCCAAAGCGACACCUAUACCCCGAUUCUUAGUUGAGUUAUACGUCCGGCAGGAAAACGGAGGUCGUGGGGCUGGAGUGUGUUCUUAUGGCGGAGUCAGAGACUGAAUGUGACACACCCGGCCUUGACACGCUGGGGUCGGAGUGUGUCAUAGCCCACAGCCAUGUCGACCUUCACUACGGAGCCGAGACGGAAAUCAUGACUGAAGAAAAGCGUGGCUUGGAGUUGGAGAUUCACGGGGGCCUCGGUGCGGUCUCGUGCGUGGAUGGCAUCGUAGAGACGGACCAUGAUUACAUCAAAGUAGAACACGACGAGAUCCACUGUUUUGCAGGAGCCGAGAUCAAGACGAGUGGCGAGCCACUGCUGGGAGAAGUCCUUCUCAAGACGGAAAACGAGCACGUGGUGAAAGUGGAGUCUGAUCACGGUGGGGAGUUGACGGUGGAGUCUGAGAAUGGCGUCAUCAUUCACGAGGCCCACGGCCUGCAAUGCAACGAGUGCGGGGAAAUCUUUGGCAGCAUAGCUGACCUUCACCAACAUUUUGAGAUCCACAAGGACCUCAACCCAUACAUCUGUGUCCACUGUGGCGAGAGCUUUGCAGUGGAGGCCAGUCUCAAGCAGCACAUGAAGAUUCACAUGAAAGAAAAGCCCUACGUCCCACCAGGCGUGGAGAUGAUGAGCAAAGACGUCAUCGACGCCUUCAGCCUCAAGUCCCAUCAGAUGAUCCACCUGCCGGACAAGCCUCACAGGUGCUCAGAGUGCGGCAAGAGUUUUGCGGCUGCAAUCACCCUCAGAGAACACAUGAAGAUGCAUUCAGAGGACAAGCCCUACAAAUGCACCCAGUGUAGGAAGAGCUUUGUCCGCAGAAGGCACCUGAAGAAGCACCAAGAGGUCCAUGCCCGUGAGAAGCCAUAUACCUGCGGUCAGUGCGGCAAGGGCUUUGCCACCACUUCCAACCUGAAGCAGCACCAGAAGACCCACGCCGUCGUCGUACUCGCCGACAAGCCCCACCGGUGCACGCAGUGUGGCAAGUGCUUUGCGGCCGCCGCCACUUUGCGGGAGCACCAGAGGAUCCACUCGGGUGAGAAGCCGUACAAGUGCAACAUGUGCAGGAAGAGCUUCGUCCGCAAGCGUCACCUGAAGAAGCACCAACAAGUCCACGCCGGAGGGAAGCCCUACACAUGCAGACAUUGCAACAAGGGCUUCAACCACUCCUCGUCCCUCUCGCGCCAUCACAAGACCCACCUGCAGGGUCCCGUCUUCUCCCCGCCACAGCCUGGGAAGCCCAUGACAUUCGCCUCCCCACCAAAGCAGAGGGUGCAUCUGCAAGGGGAAAAGCCCUACAUGUGCCAUCACUGCGACAAGGGCUUCAAUCAUUCCUCCUCACUGUCCCGCCACCAAAGAGUCCACUCCGACGGAGACGGCUAUACUUGUGGCCACUGUGGUAAAACCUUUAACCACUCCUCGUCCCUCGCCCGGCACCAGAGAGUCCACUUGGAGAACAAGCAGCAGCCACCGCAGCCACAGCAACUGCAGCAACCGCAGUCGCCACCCGCACAAGUGGAGCAGUACAGCGCCAUCCCCACCCCCAAGGUGUUUCCCAACAACUCCUUCCCCAAACAGCACCUGCUCUCUGAUGAGAAGCCGUACAGGUGCACCCAGUGUGGGAAAGGCUUCAACCAUUCAUCCUCCCUCUCCAGACACCACAGGAUCCACUUACGCCAGUGAGUGUCCUGUUCUCACGCCAACGCUCGCUUCGCUGACCUCUCGCUUCUCAAUAUUGACAGUUACUUCCCCCAAUCACAAGAAAACAAUGGCCAUGUCCUUCCUGUGGACGUGCAUAGCUGCAGUUGAGAAAAAUGGACAUAUGGAUCACCUGGAACCUGAGCAGGGGGGUGCGAGAACCUCCAUUUUUGUCUUGUUUGAGGUCAUGCUACACUUGACACGGGAACUCCAUUAUGAACACUUUUUAAAACGGAACAGUGUGAUUUAUCUUCAUGAGGAAAAAAAAAUGUUACUGGAUCUUUUGGAUGUGAUUCUAGGCUGUCAACACAAAUGGAAAUUGUCAUCUUUAUCACCCCAGUAACCUGUGUGAAGCAAAUCCACUGUAAAUAACGUCUUGAUUUCUUUUAUAUAUGUAUAGGUGACUAGAGUGCUGCUCCUAAAUGAUGACAUUUUUGAUAGCAACACCCACUUUUGGUCUUUUUUUUUUUCAUUUUUAUUUUAUUUAAGACUUUUUAAGUGUCGGAGAUAAAUUUGUUGCAGCAGCUGUUGGAUUUGCCAUCUUGUAUAUUCCUGAAGUUAUUUUUUCGUGUACGUCUGCAAUGGGUGAGCACUGCUGCAUCGACUGUACAGAGCAAUACUGGCUUUACUCUGACAUGCAGUUCAGCCACAGGCAAUUCCUGACAGAAAAUAAAAUAAAAAAAAAAACUGGUUAGCAUAUUGUUAGACCCUUGUCCUUUAUUUUUAUUUCUUGGUUUAUUUUCCCUCUGCAUAUUUCUUUGGACUUGAACUAAUGACCUGUUUAUAGACUAUACAUAGUAUUCAUGCUCACUAUCACAAUUUGAUCUAAAGGCUUGUGCGUACUAAAAUAAACUGAGAAACUGACUUUUUCAAGACUGAAUUGCGCUCUCCUUGUCUGUGUAUAAUCUCUUUUACAAACGGAUGUAUUUUUGUAGAAAUGGAUGGGUUAUAUGAAAGGGAGCAGAGAAGUAAUGCUCUAUGGGAGUGGACAUGGCAAGCAAUAUUCCCCCCCAUUUUUUUUUUUUUUUUUUGCUUCAAUCUGUAGCAUAGUUUUCUUGUGUUAGAUAGGUGCCUUACUGCAUGCUAUGUAGAAAUGUAUGCUCAGCUGUUUGAAGAAAUAAAAGGUUUCAGGAUUUUUAAAAACAUUUUAAAAUUUAGUUUGUCAUACCCAGCAUUUUAGUUUGUCCCUGACAGCUUUUGCUUUGUUUCUUUGGUUGUGUUUUUUUUUUUUUUUUGCGUUCUUGUAUACUACCAAGUGUGUACAAUGUACAUUAUAUCUUUAUUUUUCCUCCCUGUGUUCUUUGUAAAUGGCUUAACUGUUGAGAGAACUUAUGUAAGCGUUCCAUGUUGCAGUGACGUGCGGUCAGGGCAGGCAGGUGAGGCUCUGCAUCAUGUUCGAAAAUUAAAAAAGGAAUCAUAUUUGUCCAUUGAACUGUAUUAUAAAUGUAUUUCCUGUAUGAUUUAGAUUGUUUUUAACAUUUUAAGUAGAAAUCGCUGAAUUUGCACAUUUCCUGAUCAAAUAUAAUGCAGAAACCUCAAAUGAAGACUGUUGUGUGUAUUGGGAGUUGGAUAUGUUACAGAAAAAUGUAAUGACUUUCUACAGCCUCUAAUGUAUCUAACGUGUGACAUCAUUCUUGCUAAUAAGACAAUAAAAUACAGAGAAAUGUUAUACUCUCAUCCUGGGGGCGUGUCAGCAGGCAGGUGCUUGUCAGUGUUUUGGGUUUUUUUUGCCAGCAGCAGCACCAGCUGGAGAGGAGCAAGUGAAAAUGCAUUGAAAAUGUUUUUAUGCAAUAAAAUUAUAGAGAAUUAUAUAAAGAUCACCAGAAGGUGAUCACUUUUGUGACAAAGUUUCAGAACUUUUCCUGGUAUAUACAACAAGACCAAAAAUUUUUUUUUUUUUUUUU
Dunckerocampus dactyliophorus (ringed pipefish) is the source of this 4397-nucleotide messenger RNA. RefSeq lists its product as uncharacterized. Gene Ontology annotation, biological process: regulation of DNA-templated transcription. The record is from RefSeq and is a predicted model, not a curated record. The transcript has 3 exons. The coding region runs from base 841 to 2478 and encodes 545 amino acids. Gene Ontology annotation, molecular function: DNA-binding transcription factor activity, RNA polymerase II-specific; RNA polymerase II cis-regulatory region sequence-specific DNA binding. Lineage: Eukaryota; Metazoa; Chordata; Actinopteri; Syngnathiformes; Syngnathidae.